Paraphaeosphaeria sporulosa is the source of this 2044-nucleotide messenger RNA. RefSeq lists its product as uncharacterized. Gene Ontology annotation, molecular function: serine-type exopeptidase activity; dipeptidyl-peptidase activity. The transcript is spliced from 4 exons. The record is from RefSeq and is a predicted model, not a curated record. The coding region runs from base 391 to 2007 and encodes 538 amino acids. Lineage: Eukaryota; Fungi; Ascomycota; Dothideomycetes; Pleosporales; Didymosphaeriaceae. Gene Ontology annotation, biological process: proteolysis.
GCUCAAAUAACGUAAGCUCGAGAUGACGGUGUCUCGACCAGCAUUGUACAAUCGCAUCCACAUUGACACCAUGCAGAAACCCGCCACGCCGUUGAUAACAGCAUGUGAUAUGACGAUGCUUACCACGCAACUAACCCUUCACAGGCCUGCGCGAGCUCCUAACGGCAGGUACACACACCAUAUGCCAAGUGACGACAAGCUCAGCGAAGCUUUAGCCGAGCUUCCAUCCCCGCCUUCCUAAUGCGGCCGUGACCGACACAGCUCCCCACCCAGUACCUUGGGCCUGUGUUGACGCGAUCCAAUGCUGGCAGAAUGUUUAUAAACGGGCUGGGAACAUGGAUUCCAAGGUCCCGACGAUGGUCGUGUUUCCGUACCUGGUCGUGACACGCUAUGAAGUUCUUAACUACGUUGACAGUCUUGAGUGGUCUGGGUGCGUUGAGCGAUGCCAAGGAGAGGAGGGGAAGAAUCGCAGAUGUGCACCUAGGAAAAAGGCAGUCGGCGCAGGCUACGUAUCAAGCGCAUACGAUUGAGCAGCCGGUCGACCACCUCCACCACGAAGCGCGCUACGAACCCCACACGAACGCGACCUUCUCGCAGCGCUACUUCUUCGACCCCACGUACUACAAGCCCGGCGGACCGGUUUUUCUGUACAUUGGCGGGGAGACGAGCGGCGAGUCGCGGUUCAGCAAUUUGCGGAACGGAAUUGUCAAGAUUUUGGCGGAGGCGACGGGUGGGCUGGGGGUUAUCCUAGAAAAUAGGUACUAUGGGAAGAGUUGGCCGACCGAAGACUCGUCGACGGAUAAUUUGAGGUUUUUGACGACGGAUCAGACCAUCGCGGACAAUGCGUUCUUCGCUAAGCACGCUACUUUCCCUGGCGUAACCGGCAACGAGAGUCUCCAUGCGCCGCACACACCGUGGAUCAUGUACGGCGGAAGUCUGGCUGGUGGACAGGUCGCUUUCACAAUGAAGACAUACAAUGACUUGUUUGCGGGAGGUAUAGCAGCCAGUGCGCCGGCGAUCGCCAAAUGGGAAUAUCCCAGCUGGUACAACCCCAUCCUGAAGUACGGACCAUCAGAUUGCAUAUCACGACUGGUUGGCAUCGUCGACAAGAUCGACGAGGUCAUAGACUCUGGUAACAAAGCUGCUAUUCAGGAAGUCAAGGAGGUCUUUGGGCUGGGCCCAGUGAGCGACAUUAGGGACUUUGCGCAAGCUAUUAGCUACCCCCUGGGCGGCCCCUUUGACUACCCCACCGGUACCUGGCAAGAGCUCAACUGGAACCCCCCCGACUCCUCCCAAGACUUCUUCAACUUCUGCUCCAACAUCACCAACCCCAACGCCCCCGCCAACAUCACAGCCGUCGACACGAAACUUUCAAAGUACACCCAAGGCGAGCCCUGGACCGGGCUCGGCAACUACGCGGCGUAUAUCAAGCGUGUGAUUGUCCCGCUCUGCGAAUCCGGCCGCCUCGACACCACCGACGACGGCUGCUUCAACACGCAGAACGCGACCUACUGGGCGAACCCCGCCAACGACGCCGGCCGCUCCUACCUAUACACUUCCUGCAUCGAGCUAGGUGCCUUCAUUGCCGCCCCCACCCACGGACCCACUCUCAUCUCCCGCGCCCUAAACGGGUCCUACAUGCAGUCUUGGUGCAAUUACUCCUUCCCGCCCGGCACCUACUCCUCCAUACCCUCUCGCCCCGAUACGAACGUGAUCAACCGCUAUGGCGGCCUGCACAUCUCUGCGCCGCGGCUCGCGCUGAUUGAUGGAGAGGCAGAUGUCUGGGUUGAUCUGACAUACCAUAGUCAUGAGAAGAAGGCGAUUGUGGUAAGUAGUGCGGAGUACCCGAGUUAUUUGAUUGCGGGAGCGGGACAUCAUUGGGAUAGUAGUCCCAGGACUGGGAUUAAGAGUGUAGCGGAUGAGCCGGAUUAUAUUCGGGAGGCGCACGAGUGGGAGAUUAGGACGGUGAAGACGUGGGUGAAGGAAUGGGGCAAGGGCGGAUACUAGAUGGUUCAAGAGGAGUGUGGGCGGAAAUGUAGAUUGA